Amphiprion ocellaris (clown anemonefish) is the source of this 2255-nucleotide messenger RNA. Its product is annotated as SH2 domain-containing protein 5-like. Gene Ontology annotation, cellular component: postsynaptic density. The transcript is spliced from 6 exons. Bases 419 to 820 code for a protein of 133 amino acids. The record is from RefSeq and is a predicted model, not a curated record. Lineage: Eukaryota; Metazoa; Chordata; Actinopteri; Pomacentridae.
AGUUUAGUUGCACAAUGAGCAGGAAUGUGUGGACAGAAGCAGCUGCAGGGGGAGGGUGAUGUGAUUCACCGCGUUAUCUUCCGCUGGCUGUCAUAUCUUCGAUUGGAGGAGUGAAGUUUUCAUUUGUACCUUCUCUUCCUCCUCCUUCUCCCCACUCGGAGCCCCGCCUCGGGCCGCUGGCACACCUGGACUCGGAGCAGCGGCGGCGGCUAAAUCUGCGGAGGAGCCCGGUGGUCUGGAGGUCUAGAGGUCUGGAAGUUGGAGGCUUCAGGACGCUUCGACUCUCAACAGUAGGUUUCAGUGAUUUCAAAGCCUCGUCGUAGCCGCAUGCAGUGAACCCAGCGACUUUGACGCAUUUACGACGCUGAAAAUGGGCCAAAUGCGCCAGUCAGGACGCAUGCGAGAAUAAACAGUCAGAAUGGGUGAAGCACCAGCCAGAGAGGAUGGCACAGUGACCCGGUCAGCAGAGUAUGUGGGCUCAUUUCCUGUGGACGACCGCUGUUUGGACGAGCAGAUUAAGCAACUGGACACACAGCUGACGUCCCUCAGAACAUGCAAGAGACGGCGGCCUGUGUCCCUGAAAUUCUCCAUUAAAGGUGUGAAAAUGUACAAUGAGGAUGAAACAACCCUCCUCAUGGCUCAUGCUCUGCGUAGAGUCUCUCUGUCCACCGCCCGGCCCGUCGAUGCCCAGUUUGCCUUUGUCUCCCAUAACCCAGGCAGCAUCGAUGCCCAACUCUACUGCCAUGUCUUCAAAGCAAGGCAUUCCAGAGCGGUAAGAAGCCUCCAGUUAUUGUUCCGUUAUGUUGCUUUCAAGUUCUAAUAUGAGGAAAAAACAGGUCCACGGAAGUGCUUUUCUUUUCUUGGUUUUCUGGAAGGAUCACGGUUAAACAACUUAUUUUUGAAACAGUGGAAGACUCUGAAAUCCUAUGAAAUUUAUUUAUAAAAGCCAUUUAAAACAACAAGUGUUGGACCAAAGUGCUGCACAGUUAUGAAUAGCAACCGAUAAGACAUUGAAACUUAAAACAAUUCUCUGUAAAAACGCAAUAAAAUGAAGGACAAAAAAGAUACAACACAAUAAAAGAUGAAGUCAGGAUGCCAGUCCGUACUUUGAUGGAAUACCAAAGAGGGGGGUCUUCAGCAGUGACAUUAAGUUUCUAAAGCAGGGGUGUCAAACUCAUCUUAGUUCAGGGGCCACAUGCUGCCCAGUUUGAUCUCAAAUGGGCCGCACUGGUAAAAUCACAGCAUGAUAACCUAUAAAUAAUGAGAACUCUAAAUAUUUCCCUUUGUUUUAGUGCAAAAAAUACCUUCUGAAAAUGUUAAUGAACUAUUUUUUUGGAAAACAUUAUGAACAAAGUGAAAUUUUUAAAGAAAAAUAAGUGCAAUUUCAACGUUUUUGUGCCUCAGUUUAUCAUUUACACAUUACAACUUUCCCAGUGUGCCUACAAAAAGAACAAAACAUUUAGUCAUAAGUAUCUGGAAUUGAACAAUCUACUCUAAUGAUCUGACAACUUGUCAAGAUCUAGAAAUUAUUUGAAAUUUACAUUCAUUUACACAUCUGUGUAGCAAUCCUGAGCACCACACCAUACAAACUAAAGUGGGAACUAUAAAGAAAGAAGUUUAAGUUGUCCCCCUGCCUUGUAAAUGUAUUAAAUUAGUACAUAAAAAAUAAAUAAAAGUUGUGGCAGUACAGUGGACAAAUUUAAAAUAGCAGUUACUUUUAUUGACAAAUUGCAGUAAAUGUCUUCUCUGUAGUUUUUGCACUUUACAAAGUCAUCCUGUGGGCUGGUUUUGGCCAGCAGGCUGAGAGAUCUGAGAGAACAGUUAGCAGCUACUGCAAAGACUCCAUCACAUUUUCUUUUUAUUUAUUACAUUAAUUUGUUCCCCUGUCAGUUAAACCUUGUAAUCUGCAGCCCCCACAGGACAGACUGAACAUCAGGGAAGCUCUAAGAGGUUGUUGUAGUUUAUGCAUUAAGAUGUGCAUGUUCUGACAACUAUGCUCUCAAAUCUGUUUAAGUAUGUGUAUGUUAUUCUAAUGUGGCUGGAUGCAGUUGUUCCUUUAAUCGAAGACAAUUUUCUCCUGUGGGAGACAACUAUUAGAUAACCCUAACCCUUCACAAAAUAUGCUGUAGAAUGGCUUUACUACUCGACUUUAAAAGUUUUUAACAAGAUCUGGGGCCCUAUUCUAGACAUAUGAGACUUGCAUCCACAGUAAACUAACUACUGUUUAGUCCAGUUAUUUUGUAUUUCGAUGAAUG